GUGUGCUCAGCCUACCCGAGGGUCUAACUCUUCAAAGGGACCAGCAGCAGCAACGAGCUGGGAAGAGUGGAGAGGGAAACACCUACAGUCAGUCCGAACUGCGCUCCAUUGAACAGUGCUUACUGGCCACGAGAGUGGGCAGCAUCUCUGAACUGAGUGACUUGGUGUCACGGGCUAUGCACCACCUACAGCCACUGUAUAUGAAGAACCACAACAAUGGGACACCAAUGCACCAGAAAAGCGGCGUGAUACUCUGGGCACCGGAAGCUAUCUACACGCUGUGCUACUUCAUGCACUGCCCUCAGAUGGAGUGGGAAAACCCCAACGUUGAACCCUCCAAGGUUACCUUACAAACCGAGAGGCCAUUUCUGAUCUUGCCGCCUCUGAUGGAGUGGGUGCGUGUAGCUGUGGUUCACACCGAGCACAGACGCAGCUUCACUGUGGACAGCGAUGAUGUGCGGCAGGCUGCCAGGCUGCUGCUGCCUGGAGUGGACUGUGAGCCCCGCCAGCUUCGAACGGAUGACUGCUUCUGUGCCUCACGGAAACUGGAUGCUGCCUCUUCUGAGGCAAAGUUCCUGCAGGAUUUGGGCUUCCGCAUGCUCAGCUGUGGACGCACAGACCUGGUAAAGCAGGCUGUCAACCUGCUAGGGCCGGAUGGUAUCAACAGCAUGAGUGAGCAGGGUAUGACCCCGCUGAUGUACGCUUGUGUCCGUGGAGAUGAAGCCAUGGUGCAGAUGCUGCUGGAUGCAGGAGCAGAUAUUAACAGCGAGGUGCCAAACUCAGUGCACAAGCACCCCUCAGUCUUUCCCGAAACACGGCAGGCGACGCCCCUCACUUUCGCUGUGUUACACGGACAUGUGCCUGUGGUGCAGCUGCUGCUGGAUGCAAAAGCCAACGUGGAAGGCUCCCUGCAGGAUGGGAUGGAGAACUACACGGAGACACCGCUGCAGCUGGCUGCUGCUGCAGGUAACUUUGAGCUGGUGAGUUUGCUGCUGGAGCGAGGCGCUGACCCCAUGGUGGGAACUAUGUACCGCAAUGGAAUUUCUACUGCACCACAAGGCGAUAUGAACUCCUAUAGCCUGGCAGCAGCACAUGGGCACAGAAAUGUGUUUCGCAAGCUGUUGUCCCACACAGAAAAAGGGAAAGGAGAUGUCUUGUCAUUGGAAGAGAUUCUCGCAGAAGGCUCAGAGCUGGAAGGCAGAAGCAUGUCUCAGAUGGAUCUGAUCAGAACUGGAAAAGCCAAACUUAAAGCUCUGAAGGAAGCCAUGUACCACAGUGCUGAACAUGGGCAUGUAGACAUCACCAUAGAUAUACGGAGUCUUGGAGUCCCAUGGACUUUGCACACUUGGCUGGAGUCUCUGCGCACAUGCUUCCAUCAGCACCGCCGACCUCUGAUCCAGGGUCUUCUGAAAGAGUUCAGCUGCAUUGAGGAAGAGGAGUACACCGAGGAGCUCAUUACGCAUGGCCUGCCUCUUAUGUUCCAGAUCCUCAGAGCCAGCAAGAAUGAAGUGAUCAGCCAGCAGCUGGCUGCGAUCUUCACUCAGUGUUACGGCCCUUACCCCAUCCCCAAACUGGCAGAGAUCAAGAAGAAGCAGUCAUCACGUUUGGAUCCCCACUUCCUGAACAAUAAAGAAAUGUCUGAUGUGACCUUUUUGGUGGAGGGGAAACCUUUUUAUGCCCACAAAGUUCUGCUUUUCACAGCUUCCAACAGAUUCAAAACUCUUCUAGCUAACAGACCAUGUGGUGAAAACACAUGCAUUGAAAUCAGCAAUGUCAAAUUUCAAAUAUUUCAGCUUGUCAUGCAGUAUCUGUACUGUGGAGGGACAGAAGCUCUGCACAUCAGGAACACUGAUGUUAUGGAGCUUCUGUCAGCAGCAAAGUUUUUCCAGUUGGAGGCGCUGCAAAGGCAUUGUGAGAUUAUCUGCUCUAAGAACAUCAACACAGACACUUGUGUUGAGAUCUACAAUCACACCAAGUUUCUCGAUGCUCCAGAUCUAGCAUCCUAUAUAGAGGGUUACUUUCUGAAGAAUAUGGUAAUCCUGAUUGAGUUGGAGCCCUUCAAACAGCUGCUGUAUGACACACCACCCGACAGCCCCGCCUGUGACAUCCUGCGAGACUUGGAGAAAACGUUGGCUAUUCGCAUCCAGUCCAUCCACCUGUCCUCCUCCAAGGGAUCAAUUGUCUGAACUUCUGAGUUUCCUAAACCCAGAAACUAAGAAGAUUUAGCAGAGAGCAAUCAGAGCUGUGACACUAUAUUUAUAUGCAUCUGAGCGAUGAAUGAUUUGGAGGUGAAAUCAGGUGUCGUGAUCUUGCUCUCCAUGACGCUUAUCAGUUGCUAAAAUGCUUCUUGUUAGCACAGAUGGUUAACACGUCUGUCUGUCUGUUUGCCUUGUUGAUAUAUGUCUACUAACAUGACAUUCAUACGAUAGCUGUACAGUAUUAUGCCACAACUUGCCAAUAACAUAUAUGACUGUAACGGUGUCCCUUAUUCAGCAAAAAUCUAUCAGCUAAGUAGUGUUACACUCUGUUACAUGUCAAACUGAUCAGGAUCAGCUGAGGCUACAGAAACUCAGAGGAGAACAUUCAACCGAUGUAAUGAGGUAAUAAACAACAUCAGCAUAAUGUGAUAAGCCAUCAGUUUAUCCCUGGAUAUGAGGAAGGAAGUUCAGCUUCAUGUUUUUAUUUGCCUACACAUGUGGCCCCUGUACAGACAAGUUCAUUUGUAUAUUUGUCAGUCACUUACUGUAGACCUGAGAUGAUUAAUCCCUAAAGCCAAACAAGACAACCAGCUGUAAUGUGACUAAAGCACGUGACUUUAGGCAACUUGGUGGGAAAGAGGACUUGUUCUUUUACCGUAACUCUGUAAAUAUUGUUCAUAAAAACAGAGCUAUUGAUAAUGUAAGUUAAUGUAUAUAUCCACAGAUGUUUUCUCAUGUGUCUUACUGUUACUGUAUUGCUGUAAAAACAAAAAGCUCAUCUUUUAAAUAUCUAUGCUUAAAUGUUGCAUGUCAGAGGAGUGACUUGUUUUUAUGUUUGAACUGUUGGACGAUUACAUUGAGGACCUGUUUCCACACUACCUUCGUCCUCAGCAUGGGUCACUAUAAAUGUGUUGCGGUCAACUGGUGUCAUCAUUGUGUGUGCAAGAGGCGUUGGGUCUGUUUAGUCCUAAAACUGAGAACGUUACGAUAUCAAAUGUUCUCCAAGGAUUGUGAAACCGCAUUACUUGUAUGUGUGUGAUCUUUCCUCUAUAAAGAUUAAUAUCUAUGUAUUUGCUUUCAGAUUUAUUUGAUGUGGUCUCUGGCCUAAAAAUCUGAGCAUGGGGACAUCUAUAAUUCUGUCAGAUGUAAAAUUUAAAGGUUCCCCUGUUAGUAUUUUGUUCUCCACGCCUAGAAGGUUAGAUCACAGCUGGUAGGCAGUUUAAUGUGGCAUCACAAACACAUGUGCAAAUAAAUGAAAAGACACACACAAAACAUGUUAAUUCCUCACAACACGCUUAAUUCAUGGAGUCUCUCAGCUGACUGUAAAAUGUAAAUUAAUGUUCAUACACUGCAUCAGUCAUGUUAACCAUCACUAUAUUUAAAAUAGCUGUAUCAUUACUUUAUAACUAAAGCUUCAUAAUCGUAGCAUCCAUGCGUUUUCUUAACCGCUUGUCAGUUCAGGGUAUCUGGAGCCUGUAGGCUGUCAUAGUGGAAAAAGCAGACUACACCUUGGAAAAUUUGUAACUGUUAAAAAAAAGACAACAUUUCAGGGUCACAUUCCAAUCAACCUAAUAUACUUGUCUUUGGAUUAUGGGAGGAAGCAUUGAGAAUCAUAAAGUCAAAGGGAGAACAUGCAAACUGCACGCAGGAAAGGCCACAGGACUUCAAUACAACAGUGCCAACCAUUACAGCACCAGCUGCCAACCUAUUGGACCCCAUCCAACUAAUUUGCUAAUGUGAGGUUUAUAAGCACCAUGCUUCUGUUUUAACAGCACUUUAAAUGCUGGCUGUACAUAUUUGAGUCACCCCCAGGUCAGUGGUAUCCCUGAGGUCCAAAAAACUUUAAAACCUCUUAAGCCCCAAAGAGGUUUCUGAGCUUCCUGCUCGAAAAUGAAAUGCCCAAAAUUAAUUGAUUAUUUCUCUGCAAAUACAGACUCUGUGUAUACAAUCUUGGUAUCAAAAUAAAGCUAACACUUGUGAAAUUUCAUCAGAGGUAUAAAUAUUGCAGCAGAUAUUACUGUGUCAAAGUUACUGGGACUGAACACAGAAAAAGUAAG
Molecule: messenger RNA, 4255 nt
Organism: Haplochromis burtoni (Burton's mouthbrooder)
Lineage: Eukaryota; Metazoa; Chordata; Actinopteri; Cichliformes; Cichlidae
Gene: btbd11b
Product: BTB (POZ) domain containing 11b
Molecular function (GO): protein heterodimerization activity
Source: RefSeq, a predicted model, not a curated record